Nestor notabilis (Kea) is the source of this 790-nucleotide messenger RNA. It is a transcript of the gene ZFAND1, whose product is annotated as zinc finger, AN1-type domain 1. Gene Ontology annotation, molecular function: zinc ion binding. Gene Ontology annotation, cellular component: cytoplasm; cytoplasmic stress granule. The transcript has 7 exons. The annotation marks the transcript as partial. Gene Ontology annotation, biological process: cytoplasmic stress granule disassembly. The record is from RefSeq and is a predicted model, not a curated record. NCBI's taxonomy places the organism in Eukaryota, Metazoa, Chordata, Aves, Psittaciformes, Psittacidae.
AUUUUCUCCCCUUUGUAUGUGAUGGCUGUUCAGGUGUCUUUUGCCUUCAGCACAGGAGCCGGGAUGCUCAUGGGUGUUCUGAGGUGAAUAUAAGAAACAAUUCUGUGAAACCAGAUCAGCACAGAUCUUACCCGUGCUCAUACAAGGACUGUAAUGGAAAGGAGCUUUUGCCAGUUUUAUGUCCUUACUGUGAAAAACAUUUUUGUCUAAGACACCGGCAUCAAUCAGACCAUGAAUGUGAGAAACUGGACACACCAAAACCUCGAAUGGCUGCCACCCAGCAGCUAGUUAAAAAUAUUAUAGAUUCUAAAAAAAGUGAGGAAGCAAAAAGCAAAAAAUGCAGAGGAUCGAAAAACAGUGCAACAGCAGCAAAAGUGGCAUUAAUGAAGCUGAAAAUGCAUGCCUGUGGGGACAAGUCCUUGCCUCAGACAGAAAGAAUUUACUUUCAAGUAUUUUUACCAAAGGGAAACAAAGAGAAAAGCAAGCCCAUGUUCUUCUGCAGUAAGUGGAGUAUUGGCAAAGUAGUAGAUUUUGCAGCUUCCUUAGCAAGCCUUAAAAAUGACAACAACAAAUCAACAUCCCAGAAAUUGAGUUUAUGCCAUGCUGCCACUGGAGAAGCCUUGCCGUUUGAGCACACAUUGGAAACAUGGCUGUCUGAUAAAGACUAUCCAUUGUACAAUGGUGGAAAUCUAAUUUUAGAGUAUCUUAAUAAUGAUGUUCUAUCUAUAGAAGAUACAGAGUCAUACUUUAGUUAAUCAGUAAAUUAUCACAAAUAAACAAAAAAAGAUUU